CGGGGCCGACGUGGACCCCGUCUGCAAUAAGGGCAACACGCCUCUCCACGACGCAGCUUCAAAUGGGAAGCUUCUGGCGGUGGGCGCCCUGAUUGGCCUCGGGGCGUCCACCAGCAAGAAGAAUAAGGACGGCAAGACUCCACAGGACCUGUUGGGGACAACUUCCGCUGACAGAGUCUUCUCCAUGGUAAUGGCAGCCGGCAACCAGACGGGCGAUAUGGAGUCUUGGUUUUCGCUGCCAUGCUUUGCGCCCCAGUGCUGGUGCCAGGCUGGGCGCCGUGGUCGCUGGCCGCCCUUACUGCUGUUUAUUAGUCGAGAACUGAAACGAAUGCGAAGGAAAGUGCUAGGAGAGGAGGAAGAUGCAGGUCAGUCAUGUCGUGUGGAUAUGCAGAGCACUCAGAGAAAGAUCAUGAUAUUAAAUACAGAGCGGAAGAAGUACGACUCGAAAGCGGCGGAGGCGGCCACCCUGCAGAAGAAGUACGACUCGAAAGCGGCGGAGGCGGCUGCAGAAGGAGUACGACUCGAAAGCGGCGGAGGCGGCCAACCUGCAGAAGGAGUACGACUCGAAAGCGGCGGAGGCGGCCAACCUGCAGAAGGAGUACGACUCGAAAGAGGCGGAACCUGCAGAAGGAAAACGGAGACAGAAACUGAAGGAAAAGGAAGCAGAAAUCAAACAAGUAGAGACCGAGUGCGAGGCCAAGAUGCGGGACACGAACACAGCCUACAACGCCAAGGAGGACGAGGCAUACGACCUGAAGAGGGAGAAGGGAGACCUGAUGCUAGAGAUAGGGAGAAAGGAAGAGGAGAUAAAAAGCUAGAGGGCCAGGUGAAGAAGGCGCGAAGGGACCGGCAAAGGGGCGAGAGAGAGGCCGGGGCCGAGAGGGAAGGCUUCAAUGCGCAAAUCGCAGGCCUUGAGGAACGCAUUGCAACUCUCCAGUCUCAUCUGGAAGAAGAAUCGCGCAAGAAUCGAGCGCUGACGACGCAGAUCGCAGAGAAGGAGAGCGAGCUCACGCAAGCCGAGGCAGAUCACGAGAAAAGGGUGAAGAACCUCAAAAAAAGGGAGAAGAGGAAAGAGAAAGAGGCAGCCGAGGACAGAGGCGAGCUUGAGAGCGAACUCAAGAGACGAGACAAGAAGAUCGAGGACCUCAAGAAGAAACUAAGAGACCAAGAAGAAGAAAAAGAAGUCGACCCGCAGUCCGAGGAGGAAGACAGCCUGCUGAAGCGAAUGAUGGUGAGUGCCCCGCGUCCAGACGCUUCCCUCUCCGUCGGGUGAAAUAAAGGCUAUUUC
Messenger RNA from Penaeus vannamei (Pacific white shrimp), 1288 nucleotides. NCBI's taxonomy places the organism in Eukaryota, Metazoa, Arthropoda, Malacostraca, Decapoda, Penaeidae. The record is from RefSeq and is a predicted model, not a curated record.